This is a messenger RNA of Parnassius mnemosyne (clouded apollo), 1065 nucleotides long. The record is from the annotation of a GenBank genome assembly. Lineage: Eukaryota; Metazoa; Arthropoda; Insecta; Lepidoptera; Papilionidae.
AUGGCCUCUCGAGAAUUAAGUGACUCGGAAGUGACGCACUUGGUAGAACUAUAUCAGGAAAACGAAAUUCUGUGGAAAGUUACACAUAAGUCGUACAGAAGUCGAGAAGCAAGAGAUAACGCCUAUGCAAGAAUCAGAGAAUCGUUGAAUACGCCAUCACUUUCAUUGCAAGAUAUAAGCAAGAAAAUAAAAAAAUUACUGUCUACAUACAUAAAAGAAAGAAAAAAAAUUGACGCUAGCUUCCAAUCCGGUGUCAGUACACAAUCUGUUUAUAAACCAAAGAUGCCGUGGUUUGAAAUAGCUGAUGGAUUUUUGAGGACAUAUACAAGUAAAAGACAUACAAAUACAAAUAUGGAUGAAAAUUUUGAUUGUGCUUUAACAAUCAGCGAUACAGGCAGUGAUGUCACGCAAACUCCCACAUUAACGGAAGGUACCUUUUUAAGUACAUCGCAACAUACAACUGAUUUUUCUGAUGAUUCUCGAAACUUAACUCAAAAACCUAAACGCAAAAGAAACCAUGUGGUGGGAAAUAAAGGUAACGAGAACUCUGAAGACGUGAUUGCAGUGGCAUUGGAGAAAUUGGACAACUUAAGAAAAGAAGUUGGAACUAUGAAGGAAGAUGAAUAUGAUAUAUUUGGCAAAUACAUUGCGUCUUCGUUGCGACAAAUGCCGAAAAAACACUUUAUUUCAGCAAAAUCAAUAAUCCAACGAACUAUUACACAAUUUGAGUUGAGGAUUUUAUCUGAGGAAUGUACAACAUCACAUACUACAAACCUCAACCCGAUCGAGUUUGUGUGGGCAAAUAUUAAAAACUGCCUGGCCAGAGAUCACAUUAAUGCUACAUUGAACGAGAAAAUUACAAUACUAACAAGGCUAUUUUCCGAAUUCUCUGCCGAACAAGUGCAAAAAUGCGAUGACCACGUACAAAAAAACGAACAAGAAUACUGGAAUCAUGAUAUGAGAUUUGAUACUAUGAUGGACGAAAUCAUUAUAAACUUCCAAGGUGAUUCUGAAUCAAGUUCAGAAAGUUCAGAAUUAAGUGAUUCAGAGGAUAUGUCAGAAUAA